UCUCUCUCUCUCUCCCCCUCCUCCUCAGGCCUGUAGCAGCUCCUCCCCCCCCCUCCCCUGGCGGCCUCGGUUCAGAUGGAGGACUCGGAGACUGAGCUGGCGGUGUCGGAGUCGGACGCUCUGGGCGCAGACUUCAUCACGGUGGAGUUGGACACGCAGCCCAUCGAGUACGUGGUGAAGUGGGCCGAGGUCGGCUCCAAGUUCACCAUCUCCUGCGUGAAGAAGGACUCGGACGACCCGGCGGACCUGAGCGCCGAGCAGCUGAAGAUCGAGACGGACGAGGCCUUCUUCGCCCCCUACGAGGAGGUGUACCCCUGCGAGGUGACGGAGCAGAGCGUGGAGAUAAAGACAGACUCCGACUCCGACGAGGAGGACGCGGAGGAGGAGCGGGAGGUGCUGGUGGAGGCGGGGAGCAGCCGGCUGGACGGCGAGGCCGACUCGGACCAGGCCGACUUUGAGCCGGACGAGCGUCAGUACCGCUGCAGCUACUGCGGGAAGUGUUACAGCCACGCCUCCAGCCUGUAUCGCCACCAGCAGACGCACACCGGCAAGAACGGCGGGGCGGCGCCGCCUGCCAAACGGGCACUGGAGCCCACGCAUCAGGAGGCGCGCUACACCUGCCCCCACUGCGGGAUGAGCUUCAAAGGCAGCAGGAUGUUGGGGAGCCACCUGCGGCUGCACGGGAAGCGGCGGAUCCACCCCUGCAACAUCUGCGGCAAGGAGUUCAACCACAGCUCCAGCCUGUCGCGCCACCGUCUCAUCCACAAGAAAGGAAAAGGCCUCCCCAAGGACGUCGCCCUCGGCCCCAACAUGGCCGCCCUGCGCCACUCGCUGAAGGCCGGCGGCAAGAUCAAGAAGACCAAGAGGCAGCGGCAGCAUGUGGCGUCCGCCAUCAUCCAGAGUCAGGGCGGCGAUAAGUUCUACGCCUGCCCGCAGUGCGACAUGAGCUUCAGGACGUCCACGCAGCUCUCCAAACACCAGGUGACCCACGUCAAAGAGCUGCUGGACAACUACACGCCCGGUAAGGAGAACCUGGGCGAGAGCUCGUCCGACCUCAAGAUCCGCCUCAAGCUCUGCUCCCGUGACAAGCCCAACUUCUACACGCUGUGCAAGAAGAACCGCCGCCGCCGGGGGGUGCGGGCCGGGAAACAGGGCUCCGCCGUCUCCGAGGAAGAGGAGGGAGGAGGAGGAGCCGGUCGCCAUGGCUGCAGCCAGUGCGGGAAGCAGUUUAGCCACGCCUCCAGCCUGGCGCGGCACCAGCAGAUCCACAGGGCGGUGGACGGUGGCGGCGGGCGGGGGAAGCUGCAGCAGCACCAGAAGCAGCUUCACAUGAAGACCGGACCCCCCGCCGCCAAGACCAAGACCUACACCUGCACCGCCUGCAACAAGACCUUCAUGCACUCGUCGAGCUUCUCCCGCCACAAGAAGGCCCACCUGGAGGAGGAGCAGCGGGCCCACGCCGCCGCCGCAAAGCGCCGGAAGAGAGCAGUCUUAGACGAGACCGCUCCGCUGGAGUCGGACUCGGAGUGACAUCACCCAGCUCCAGACUGGGGUUGGACCGGUUCUGGACCUGUUCUGGGUUGGUUCUGAACUGGUUUAAGUUCUGGACCAGUUGGAGUUUGUUGGUCCGGGUUUCAGGAACUGGAUCUGGUGUAGAUAGCAGCAGGACAUCCAUAUAUGGUCGUACAGAGGGGGGGACCUCCGCAUAUGGUCAUAUCCAUAUAUGGUCAUAUCCAUAUAUGGUCAUAUCCAUAUAUGGUCAUCACUGACCGUUAGCUAAUUGCUCUUAAGGAUGGGAUUAGUUUAAAGUGUUACCCCACAGCCCCGCCCCCUGCCCCGCGCCUCCUCCACUCGUCUAAAUGGACGCUUUUAUUCGGCCCUCGCUACACUCCAUUUUCCCAUCAGCCACCUGGGCAGAGAGAUGGGAGCUACGGUCUCUUCUGUCCGUCACAGGCCACGCCCACCUGACACCACAUUUCGCAUCGGCCCCAGGACCUGGCUUUCAGUGAGCAUGCAGAGCAUCAUGGGAAACUGAGUCUCAUAACAACAAUGAAAGUUGAUUUUAUGGAAGUUUAUUAACGACAAAACUACAAAUCAAACAAAGCCCCCCCCGCUGCUCCAAUCAGAUGAAAGUGUUUCUGUCUCUAAAUCUUAUUGGUUGACUGUAAAAAAUAAUAAUAAUAAUUUCUCUUUUCAUUAAGUUUUAGUUUUAAAUCAAACUCCCAAGUUUUUAAAUAAACUAAUAAUAAUUAAAAUAUAUUUUUAUUCUCUAGAAAACAAAAAAAUCU
Molecule: messenger RNA, 2288 nt
Organism: Morone saxatilis (striped sea-bass)
Lineage: Eukaryota; Metazoa; Chordata; Actinopteri; Moronidae
Product: zinc finger protein 93
Exons: 2
Coding region: 76-1530 (484 amino acids)
Biological process (GO): regulation of transcription by RNA polymerase II
Cellular component (GO): nucleus
Molecular function (GO): DNA-binding transcription factor activity, RNA polymerase II-specific; RNA polymerase II transcription regulatory region sequence-specific DNA binding
Source: RefSeq, a predicted model, not a curated record